AUGGAAAAGUCAGAUCUAAGGAGAGUGACCUUGCAGAAAUAUUUCAACAAUUUAUUUAGCAGGGUCAUCUAUGCAUGUCUCCAUUGCAAGAUUUUUGCUAAAUUUAUUUUAUUUUUUUUCCUCUCCCCUGUGUCUCACAGAUAUGGUGACAUGGUCCCAAAGACGAUUGCAGGAAAGAUCUUCGGCUCAAUCUGCUCUCUGAGUGGGGUGCUGGUAAUUGCCCUUCCUGUUCCUGUCAUCGUGUCCAACUUUAGCCGCAUCUAUCACCAGAAUCAGAGAGCAGACAAGCGGCGGGCGCAGAAGGUUCAGAAAGCUCGCCUUUCCAGGAUACGACUAUCAAAAACAGGAAGCUCGAGUGCCUUCCUCCACAGCAAGCGCAACGGCCUGUUCAACGAAGCUCUCGAGCUCACGCAACUUCCAUACAAGAUGAACCUUUCAGAUCAGGGUUCCACUGAGGACGAGAAGCGUUUGAGCAAAUCUACCUCUCUAAUAGAGAGCCAGCACCAACAUCUGCUGCACUGUCUGGAGAAAACCACAAACCACGAGUUUGUGGACGAACAGUAUUAUCAGCAGAGUUACCUGGAAGCGGGGCUGCAGAACUAUCCGUCUCGAAGCCCUUCGUUGUCCAGCCAAGACGGCGUGACGGGGACAUGCUGCACCCGGAGAAGCAAGAAGCAACACCACACCCCUUUACCGAACGCCAGCGCUCCAGCACACAUGCAGCCUUUGAAACACACGCACACACACCCACAAGGCUUGCAGGAGCUCAGCACCAUCCACAUCCAUCCUCUAAGUACCAGCCGCUCCAGUUUAAACAUGCGCGUAGAUGAGCCAGCUUCUCUGAACUGCCAGAGCAGCCAGAUCACAACAGCAAUCAUCAGCAUUCCCACACCGCCAGUGACGACUCCGGAAGGCGACGCUCACCUGCCCGCCGCUCCCACCCUGCAAAAUGUGGUGAAGGUGUCUGCUCUGUGAAGACUAGACUGCAGCAGCGCCGCACAAACAGACAGAGAAAGACUCACAGAAGCAGACCGAGAAGGACUAACUAUGGUGGAAAGGGCUUUCAGAGACGUAUUCUGGCCCUGGUGGAGCCUGCCCCCUGCUGGUGAAGUGUUGCAUUGGCACGGACUCCCCUGUACACAUGGAGGAUGGACUUCAGACGCAGUAUCUUCAUGUUAGUGGUCGGCAGACUUGUGUUCGUAUGUGAAUGUGUGCAUAAAAGAACAAGACAGAUGGAUAGGGAAUCAUUUAGGAAGAGGACUGUGUGCCUCUAAGUGUCAGAGGUAAGUUCCCAGAGUUAGUCAUGUGUCACUGUGCACAAAAGCACCUUUUUAUAAUUUAUGCUUGAGUUUAAGGCAGGAAGUACAGGAGGGGGAAUGAGGACAACUCAAAGAAAAAGGGAAAUAAACAAAAUAAAAAAUAAAAAAUCACCCCCCUCUGAGGUUUGUAGACUUUGAAAUAGAGUACUGCCCGUUUCAGCCAUUUUGGUCUACAAACCUCCUUUUCAGGUCAAACAUUAUUCCACUUUAGCGUAAUUUCUUAAAAACCCAAAAAGCAGUAGGUGUCCGUGUGAUGGCAUUCCCAGUGAUUGUGAAUGAGUGUUUGUAACUUUAAGAUAGACUUUAAGUUGUUCCGUUUCUGAAAGGAGGUGUGUCAGCGUGUGUUUGUGUGUGUUUUUCUCGGUUGAUUGAAAACUUGUAUUUCAGUUCUUCUGGAAGUAUCUAUGGCUCAGUAUAUGAUAAUAUAUAACUAGCUGCCACUUCGAAGGGUUCUUUGCACAUAUUUCUGUCAAAAAAUUCUCAGCAGCAAGGGUUUCACUCAGUUUGUGCAUAGUUUGCAGCACUAAGUAUUUUUAUUUAUUUAUUUUUUAAUUAUUACUUUUAAUCACCAUCCAUUUGUUUUGGCUCCAAAUGCCCAAAUGGCCUCAAAAAACACAAUUUAUUUUGCAAACAAACAAAACAAAAAAAAAAAAAAAAACUUACUUUAAGUCCAAAUCUACACAACGAAAAGCACAAAGCAUUUGCUGAGAAUUUGCUGACAAAAAUCUGCCCUGAGCCUGUGAUCUUUGUGAAUAUUGUUAAUAGAAUAUUUUGUAAUAUUUGACCAUCGUUUGGCAGAAGCAGUGAGUCUGUCCUCUUGUUCUUGCUCUCCUCUCUACAUCCCUCUCUCUCUUGUUGUUGUCCUGUUGUGUCCCUGACAUCUGUGUGAACAACAGUAUGCUUUCAGUAGUUUUUAUAGCCGUCGACAUUUUUUUUUCUUCCCUAAACUCAGCGAGCAUUUUUCAGAGUUGUUGAGUAUAUGUUCGUAAUCUGUGUGGUAAGCAAACUUGGUGUUUGUACUUUUUGUCCUCCUCGAUGUUUUAAAGGAUUUCUUUUUCACUUUAUCUUCUGGAGACUUUACAGUAGGCAAGUCUGUUGUAAAAAUGACCGCAGGGACAUAAAAAAAAAAAAAAA
Poecilia latipinna (sailfin molly) is the source of this 2453-nucleotide messenger RNA. RefSeq names its product potassium voltage-gated channel subfamily D member 3. The record is from RefSeq and is a predicted model, not a curated record. Gene Ontology annotation, molecular function: A-type (transient outward) potassium channel activity. Gene Ontology annotation, cellular component: voltage-gated potassium channel complex; neuronal cell body; postsynaptic membrane. Gene Ontology annotation, biological process: potassium ion export across plasma membrane; action potential. Bases 1 to 975 code for a protein of 324 amino acids. The transcript is spliced from 7 exons. NCBI's taxonomy places the organism in Eukaryota, Metazoa, Chordata, Actinopteri, Cyprinodontiformes, Poeciliidae.